CGUCACAGGCAGUUAUGAGCGGGAGGAGGCAUGCAUGACAAGAAAGGAGAGAAGUUUGUUCUGAAACAAUCGUAGGCAAACAACGCUGUUGUUACUGGUGAACCGAUGGCUUCAGAUGAUGUUGCCCAGUUGGCCGAAUCGCUGGCCAAGACUUGCGUGGAUGACGGGGAGCUAAGCUACAAGGGCCAGGGGCUGAAGCUGGACACUGCGGAGUCUGCGGAGAAGCUGGCGCGGGAGAUGGAGGAGUUCCCGGAUCUGCAGGCACUGCGGCUGGAGGGGAACACGAUUGGUGUGGAGGCGGCGAGGGUCAUCGCCAAGGCCCUGGAGAGCAGGAGUCAGCUGCAGCGCUGCUACUGGAGUGACAUGUUCACAGGCCGUCUGCGCUCGGAGAUCCCUCCAGCUCUGAGCUCUCUGGGCAAUGCGCUGAUGGCGGCCGGGGCUUGCCUGACCGAGCUGGACCUGAGCGAUAACGCGUUCGGACCCGACGGAGUGAAGGCCAUCGAGCCGCUGCUCAAAAGCGCCACCUGUCACACCUUGCGAGAACUGCGGCUGAACAACUGUGGCAUGGGGAUUGGAGGGGGAAAGAUCCUUGCCGCAGCCUUGACGGAGUGCCACAAGCAGUCGUGUGCGGUGGGCGCCCCCCUGAGGCUGAAGGUGUUCAUCGCUGGCAGGAACCGGCUGGAGAAUGAGGGAGCCACAGCCCUGGCCAAAGCUUUCACGCUGAUGGGCAGUCUGGAGGAGAUCCACAUGCCCCAGAACGGCAUCAACCACCCAGGGGUGACCGCGCUGGCCACCGCCAUGCAGCAGAACCCCCACCUGCGCGUCAUCAACCUCAACGACAACACCUUCACCAAGAAGGGCGCCAUCGCCAUGGCCAAGGCCCUGAAGCACCUUCGCAGCAUCCAGGUGCUGAAUUUCGGGGACUGUCUGGUGCGUUCUGAGGGAGCGGUCGCCAUCGCAGAGUCCCUGAGGGAGGGGCUGCCCAUUCUCAAGGAGCUGAACCUGUCCUUUGGGGAGGUAGCGGAGGACGCAGCGCUGGCGGUGGCGCGGGCCGUACAGGACAAACCCCACCUGGAGAAACUGGACCUGAACGGUAAUUGCCUGGGGGAGGAGGGCUGUGAAACACUGAGGGACACCAUGGAUGGCAUGAACAUGGGGGAUCUUCUGGGAUCACUGAGUGAAGAUGAAGGGGAACCGGAGGAUGAUGAUGAGGGCAGUGAGAGUGAAGCGGAGGAGGAGGAUGAAGACGAGGAGGCUGAAGAGGAGGCCGAGCAGGCCAGUGAGGGAGAUGUGAGCUCUGAGGAACCCCAGAGCAGGGUGUCCAUCUCGGCAUCGCCCCCCCUCUCUCUGGACGUCUCCUCCUUCCUCAGCACGCCCUCCCCUGAGGGGCUGCUCAGACUGGGGCCCAAGAGGGCCCUCCUCAUUGAGCAGCAGGUGGACGUAGCAGAUGCAGGACAGACAGCAGAGGCCUUUCUGAAGAUCUCCUCUGUGUACAGGGAGGAUCCUGAGAUAAAGAAGGCUGUGCUGGACAGCGUUGAUGCAUUACUGAAGAAGGCCUUCUCCAGCGCGUCCUUCCAGACAUACAACUUCAUCUCUACCCUGCUCAUGAUGCUGGGCCUGCUCAAGAGUGAGGAGAGAGUAAAGACUGUGGCCAUUGUGCCUGGCCACAUGGUGGCGCUGGAGCACGCCGUGCAGCAGGACUACUUCCCCCAGGACCACAUCGCUGCACUGGAUGACUUCGUGUCUAGUAGCAACAAGGCCUUGGACUCGUGCACCAGCCCAAGAAGUGAGCUCAAGGCCACGGUGGAGAGAAGGAUCAGCCCUGAAUGCUGAUCCUUCGGACAGACGGGGGGACCCUGCCGACGUCACGCAGAGGGAGCAGCCAGGCGGACACGGCACCGUCAGCCUCUCAGGACUAAACGCGCACACACACUCACACCCCUGCUGCUCCACCCCGUCAUCAGCACGCUGUUACACAGACAUCCUCAGGCCUGUCCACACACACAGUCUGCCUGUGUGGGGAUUGGGGGGGGGGGGGGGGGGCUGGCUCACGCUUGGCAGGCAGCCUUUUUUUUAAACUGUCCGUAUGAAGUCCUUCCACCGGAACACCGUAUGAUUUUUACUAAACAAAACAAAACAAACAAAAAAAGCUAGGACCAAAAAUGCAAAGCUUCUGAAUGACUGAAGGAUUGCUGAUUUGCAGUCUGUGGACAUGGUAGAAAUGAUGAACCGCAGUGGAUUGGCUGGUGUGGAAACAAGGAGUGGAAAAUAUUGCCAUAAGAACUGAUGGUAUCAGUUCAGAGUAUCGAUGGAGGAUCUAUUUUGGACUUGAAGACCACAAUAACCAAUUUGGAGGUGCCCUUGAAGAUUAUAGUCUUAAAUUUCUAAGAUGUAUAGUCUAACUUAUAGUCUGUUGCCCAAGAUACAGUCAAAUCGUUGUUCUGAGUGAAUAGGAAUCAUUUCCUAAUGUCCUUUAGGCUUCUACCAUAUGUGACAGAAUGAAGUUAUUAAAAACAUUUAUUUGUAAAGUUUAAGUGAAAUACGUGAGUCACUCUUGGGCAAGAUUGUCACCCAAGAGUGCAUGAUAAAUUUUUUAAUGUAUUGACGUAGUCGUUUUAGGCUAGCACUAUACUGCUAUGAUGUGGAACAAAACCUAACUCAGGACGCCAGUAAAAGGGAAAUUGGAGAGUGUGAAAUUGGUCUGAAGAAUAAUUUACAGAUAUUUUUGCUGUAACCAAUAUUUUUGGCAUUGAUAAACGUACUGUAUUACAUAUUUUUAAACAUGUUAUCCUGAUGGUGGAUGGGGUCUUUGGAGAUGUUAAUUUUGGGGUUUAAAUGAAAUAAAACUACUUUGUUAAAUGGA
Messenger RNA from Anguilla anguilla (European eel), 2863 nucleotides. It is a transcript of the gene rangap1b, whose product is annotated as Ran GTPase activating protein 1b. Bases 106 to 1833 code for a protein of 575 amino acids. Gene Ontology annotation, cellular component: perinuclear region of cytoplasm; nucleus; cytosol. Lineage: Eukaryota; Metazoa; Chordata; Actinopteri; Anguilliformes; Anguillidae. The record is from RefSeq and is a predicted model, not a curated record. The transcript is spliced from 16 exons. Gene Ontology annotation, biological process: activation of GTPase activity; nucleocytoplasmic transport; signal transduction. Gene Ontology annotation, molecular function: small GTPase binding; GTPase activator activity.